AUGUUCAAGAUCAACGUUAAGUGGGGUAAACAGAAGUUUAAAGACCUCGAACUCAACACAGAAGAAGGUGCCGAAACCUUUAUGAACCAACUCUACUCUCUGACGAAUGUCCCUGUUGACAAACAGAAAAUCACGAUCAAAGGGACCAAACUCAAGACAGAUACCGAUCUCACAAAGCUCAAGCUCAAAGACGGCAUGACAAUCAUGAUGAUCGGAACUGCAGAAGGCAAAUUCCUCAAAGAGCCCAAAGAGAAAACUGUGUUCUUAGAAGAUCUCACACCUGAAGAAAAAGCCAAGCUGUUCAAAGAGAAAACUGGUAAGGCUUUGCCAGCAGGACUCGUCAACUUAGGAAACACCUGAUACAUGAACUCGCUCGUCCAGUGACUCGGCAAGAGCAAAGAACUCGUCAAAGCGAUUCAGGAACACCAGCCUGGUCCAGGAGACUCCAACCCUCAUAACCAACUCGUUGUAGCAGCCAAGUCGAUGUAUUCAGACUUAGAGUCCAAGGGUGAGAGCUUUCCGCCUUACUCAUUUGUGCAGAAGCUCAGGACUCUGCACCCUCAGUUCGAUGAAACCGACAACCAAGGACGCCACAUGCAGCAAGACUCUCAAGAAUGCUUCAAUGCAAUUAUGAGGUCGUUUGAGGCAGCCAACAUGCGCAUCGACUUCGGCGGAGAAGACAAGAACCUGAUUCAACACUUGUUUGACAUCGACCUUGAAGUGACUCUGGCGAACACUCAGUGAGAAGAAGAGGAGAAGAAGGUUUCACACGAAAAAGCCAAAAUGCUUUCGUGCACAAUCGACAACCAGAACAAGCCGAUCAGCCACUUGUUCGAUGGCAUCAAGCUCAACCUCGAAGGAGAAGUGGAGGCCCACAGCGAAGUGACAGACUCCACCAACAUUUACAGAAAAGAAAUGAAGAUGAACAACUUGCCUCCCUACUUGGUCUGCAACUUAGUCAGGUUCUUCUGGAAGAAGGAGUCUGUCACGGCUGGAACCCAGGCAGGAAAGUCUAAAAUCCUCAAGAACGUGUCAUUCCCUAUGGUUCUGGACACCUAUGAUCUCUGCUCCGAAGAUCUUAAGAAGAGCCUGAGCCACGGUCGCGAGUACGAGACUCGUCUUCGUGAAGAACAUGAUAGCAAAGUGCUGAGUGGAAAGGCAGAAGACGCCAAGAUGGAAGAUGAAGCAAAGAAGGAUGAAAAGAAGGAUGAAAAGAAGGAUGAAGAGAAGAAGGAAGAAAGCAAAGACGCAGAAAUGGAAGAAGAAAAGGUAGAGACAGCCACCACCAAGAAAGCAAAGAAGACUACUCAACCAACUAUUAAUGACAAUAUCGCUUAUAGGGAUCACGGAGUUGGUCUUGAUACUGGAAAAUAUCAAUUAGUUGGAGUUGUUACUCAUCAAGGAAGAACAGCAGAUGGUGGUCAUUAUAUUGGAUGGAUUCAUUCAACAGGAGAUGAAUGGCUUCAGUGUGAUGAUGAUUUUGUUUCAAGAGUAACAUCCCAAGAAAUUCUCAACCUUAAGGGUGGUGGUGACUGGCAUAUGGCUUACCUGUUGGUCUAUAGAAAGAUAGAAGUUGUUGAAGGAGAUGAGAUAUAA
Messenger RNA from Moneuplotes crassus, 1596 nucleotides. NCBI's taxonomy places the organism in Eukaryota, Ciliophora, Spirotrichea, Euplotida, Euplotidae. The record is from the annotation of a GenBank genome assembly.